Messenger RNA from Siniperca chuatsi (mandarin fish), 7623 nucleotides. RefSeq names its product rho GTPase-activating protein 24-like. NCBI's taxonomy places the organism in Eukaryota, Metazoa, Chordata, Actinopteri, Centrarchiformes, Sinipercidae. The record is from RefSeq and is a predicted model, not a curated record. Bases 1933 to 4011 code for a protein of 692 amino acids. Gene Ontology annotation, biological process: negative regulation of Rac protein signal transduction; signal transduction; wound healing, spreading of epidermal cells. Gene Ontology annotation, cellular component: focal adhesion. Gene Ontology annotation, molecular function: GTPase activator activity. The transcript is spliced from 9 exons.
UGAAGAUAGUGGGAACAAGAGAGAAGGACGAGCUGGACCGGGACAAAGAGAGGGACAGCAGGAGAGACAGACAGGAAGGAAAAAGAGGACGGAGUGAAGGAGGAUAGGAAGAAGAGGGACGGGGAUGAUGAAGACGUGGACAUUCAGAUAUGUAGACUGUGUUCUGGAAAUGGAGCAGGGCGUCCAGUUAAAGAGCUAAUAAAGCAAAGGACAGAGAGGGAGACAAGGGAGGAUGCAGGAGGGAAUAAGAUCGCCUCUUUCCUUAUGGACGAUGGAGUAGUUUGACUCCCUGGCUGGUGGAAGAGACAAGACAAAGAGUAAAAUGUUCCUUCAAGAUGGUUGAACUUUUUGUCAGCUGCUGAGAGAAAAUGUAAUAUAAAAAGAGAGAAAUAUAGAGCAACUGACAGGUGGUAUAAUGCUGAUCCUGUGUCUCAUACAGUGAGACAGUCAUCAUGAAAUACUCCAAAGAUAGGAAGCAAAGUCAGACAUCUCACUAUUGGUGCGACAGUUUUGAGAUAACGUGUGUGAACGGGAACAUUCUCCAAGUCUGUCCCCUUUAGAGCAUCAAAAGGAUAAAGAAGACUGGGGGUGUCUGGGGUUCUGGAUGUGGACGAAUCCACCCUAAAUGAUUUGAAAUCCUUAAAGGCAGAUGUUGCCAACAGGAACCGGUGCAUCCAGUCUGAAGAAGUUUCUACAACAAGCAACUUGGAACAUUUUGAAGGUUGUGUUGCUCUCUAAGCAACCCUGCACAUGUAUGUUGAGAUCAUUUUCUCACACGUUUUGAACUUUCUGUCAGGAAUUCUUUCGAAACCAGUAGGACAUUUGUUUUUUUUAGUGGCUCUGGAGAGAUGGCUUUUGUGAGGAGAAGGCUAUUCAACAGGAACUUCUCUUAAAGGCCGAUCCACCAAGAAUCUCUCUCAAGGUCCAGUACUAUCCACCAGGAACUUACAUGUAUGGAAAUACAAUGUAUUUCCACACAGGACCUCUUUUGAAGACUUUACAUCACCCAGGAACCUCUCAUUAAGAAUGUGUCCACCAGGAACUGCUGCUGAAGGUGUGAUCCUUUUUUAAAUUGUAGGAAACCUUCCAAAAAUGAUCCUCUCUUCAAGGCUUUAGUUCCAUCUACGCUAACUUGAGGUUAGCAUAAACAUCAGGAAUCUCUCUGCAAGGUUACAAAUCUGCAAAGAAGAAAAAGUUUAAUAUCCAACUGGAACUCCUCUUUUGGGUCCUAUAAGUCUCCACCUGAAACCUCUCAAUAAUGUUUAAACGUCCACUUGAAAUCUCUUUUUAACGCUGAAUUUCCUAAAUUAUACUGUAUUUUUGAUAUUAAAUACCCACCCGGAACUGUAUAACUACCUGGAACCUCUCCUCAAGGUUUAAAUAUUCACUCUACUCUCACUCUUUUAAAGGGUUUUCAACCUCUAAAAUCCACUUUAUAAGGCCAAUUAUUUAACUGGAAUCUCUUAUUGAGGCACUAUAUCCACCAAGAGCCUCUCUUUUAAGUUUUUAUAAGACAAUAUACCCCAGGAACUUAGGGUUAAACAUCUACCAAGGACCUCUGUAAAUCUAUCCACCAAAAAGACACUAUAUCCACUUCCAUCCAUCAAUCCAUCCCUUAAGGUGAAAAUAUCCAGGAACCUGUAUUUAAGGCUCCAUAUCCACCAGACCAUCUCUUUUUUAAGGCUUCUCCCCCCCAGGAAUAACUCUUUAUGGCCAUUCAUCUAACAGGAUGAUAAAAACCAAGAGCUUUCAACACUCCGUCUAAGUCCUACUAGCUAAAACUGGGACUCUGGUGAUGUUGCUUUUGUGCACCGCUGCUGUCUCACCUUCUACACUUUCACAAGUCAGCAAAAAACCUUCACCUUGCUGUGUGUAAUUUGCACUGAGCAUCUACAACUGUCGCCGUAGCAACUGUAGCAAGAGCGCUGCAGCAUGGGACUCAGCUGCUUCAAGUCCUGGAAACAUGACAGUACAGGCCACAAAGGUAACAGAGACGUGUUGGCCAGCCCAGGUUCGUAUUUCUUCCUGUCUAACAGCGCUGGUCAGGGUGACGAGUGGCUGAAGAGCCUCAACAAGGGAGUCUGGAUCCCUUUCACAGGGGUCUUUGGUCAGCGUCUGGAGGAGACGGUGCUGUAUGAGAGACGUUAUGGGGUGCGUUUGGUUCCUCUGGUGGUGGAGCAGUGUGUGACCUUCAUCCGGGAGUGUGGCUUGCGUGAAGUGGGCUUGUUUCGCCAGCCAGGACAGGCCAGUCUGGUCAAAGAGCUGCAGGAGGCUUUUGAUGCAGGGGAGAGACCGUCCUUCGACAGCAGCACAGACGUCCACACGGUGGCGUCACUGCUGAAGCUCUACCUCAGACAGCUGCCGGAGCCUCUGGUUCCUUACAGACGCUACCAGGACUUCCUGCUCUGUGGUCAGAAGCUGACGAGUGACCGCACACUGGGUUUAGGGGAGUUGAGGAAUCUCCUUCAUGAGUUGCCAGUUGCAAACUUCAACCUACUCAACUUUAUCUGCCAGUUUCUAAAUGAGGUCCAGAGUUACUCCAGCAGUAACAAGAUGAGCGGCCAGAACUUGGCCACUGUGUUUGGGCCAAACAUCCUCCGAGCCAAAGCUGAAGAUCCACAAAGUAUCAUGGGAGGUGCAGCACUGGUCCAGGUGCUGAUGUUGGAGUUGAUUAGAGAGCACGAAUCUCUGUUCGCCAAAGUCCCCCCAUCCAUGUUAGCCCGUCCACCUGGAGGUUCGCGUGCAUCACCAAAUGCUCUGAGGCAGCCUCAUCUCCACCCGUCGCCCUGCCUCCGCCAGCUGUCUCUGCCUCUCAUCGCAGAGCGCUCCAGAGAGCCAGGACAGGCCGCCGCAGACACACCAAACCCCAGCUGUAUCUACUCUGCUGCUGCCAAAUCAGACUUGUCCUCUGGCCAGAAGAGAAUUCUCGGCCAUCGCUACACCUCCUCCCACCCAGAGAACUGCUUCUACCCCCUGCCCUCCUCCAGUCAGCCCCUUCAGCACCACUCUGACAGACACAACAUAGAUUAUCACCAGCACCAUGCUGGCCAAGGACCAUCCCCUGCAAAGGCCUGGUCAGGCCCGGGAGAAGCAGACGCUGGUUUCUGGAGUUCUGGUGCUGCAGAGGAAGAGGGUGCAGUGCCAGAAAUAGCCAGCGGGGGCAGCAGUGAUGCUCAGGAGGACAGCACCCUUUCUGCCUAUGACAACCUGGACAGAGUGUCCCAACAUCAAAGGAUGGAGGAUGUCACUGGUGGACAUCUUGAAAACAAUGAUCCAGGAGGCCAUAUUGGAACAUGUGAUGAGGAGGCAGAACUAGAGGAGGCGGGACAGACAAGGGACUCCUCCUCUUCAUGGUCUUCCUGCGAGGUUCUCCCAUUGGACGAGAGCAGUGAUGCUGUGGGCGCAGUUAGUCUUGACAGGUCACCAGAGAGACCUAAAAGUUUACCUUCAAGUCAGGUAGCAGAAGAGCAAAAUAGUGAUAAUGACGAUCAUGAAGAAAACAACAAUGACAAUGAUGAAGACUGUUACGACGAUGAUAAUGAUGCUGACGAUGACGACGACGUCCACCACCCUAACUCCCCAGCCUCCUGUUCUGUACUCAGUGACGGCGCCCUCAGUACGGGCAGCUCAGAGGUUUUCCUCCCUUCUGGUCCUCCAGACCUCCAGGUGCCUGAGCCUCAGUCACAGCCCAGGGACACUCGCUCCCUCCUGGCAGAGCUGCAGCAGCAGAUGGCCCAGCAGAAGGCCGAGUACCAGGCCAGGAUACAGAGGUUGCAGCGCUGUAAUGACAUCCUGGAGCGGCAGGUUGCGGUACUGCGGGUCAGUCUGGACCAGCAGAAGCGCAGCCAAAGCGUUGCAGAGCUCAAGAUCCGCAACAUGGAGCGAGCCAAAGUCGAUGCUGACCUCCGAAACACCACGCUGCAGAGAGAGAUGGAGCUGUUCUUCCAGAUGUAUGGAGAGUUCAGAAGAAGAGGAGGAGACGGAGGAGGAAAAGGAGGAGCGAGUCUCUGAAGAUGGAUAGACAGAGAAAGAUGGAGGAAUUCUUUGACAUGUCUGGAUAGGUCAGAGGAGGAUAAGACAGGAAGGGAAGGUUUGUUGCACAGAGCUUGAUGAAAGGGAUGUAUAGAUAAACUGUGAAAGAGGGAGUGAAAGAAGAUGAUCUCGACAGGAGAUCCAACUCCUCUGAGUUGAUCAUUAAGGCAGACCAUGAAGGCAUCAAACCCUGAAGGAAAACAGCGAGGACAAGAAAUUAAAUGACUUAUCUGAUCCAGAAGACAAUCUAAAGAAAUAAGACUGUUCUGUUCCAUUUCAACCAGUUAGCCUCAGGCUGAGUUGGUUAACUUCCCGCUUUCCAGAAGAUGGCGAGAAAGUUUGAAUUUGAGGAGCAGCUUUGGACGUUGGCAAGCUUCUUCUCCUGUGCAGUGAAUGUCUGGACUUCCCCCAUCGGGAGGUGUUGGAUUGGUUUACUGGAGCAACUGAUGGACACCUUAAGUGUCUUCUUGCUUUAUGAAAAUCAGUCACCAAACUGCGUCUUUCCAGGAAGCCUGAGGUGAGGUAUUAAUCAACACAAACCCAGGAGAAACCCAACUCCAUUCUGAACUGUCCCUGAACAACCAACAUCUAGAAGAGUGCUAGAAUCUAAAAGCUUGUCAAGAUGUCAGAACUGCUGUUCUGCACACACUACAAGAUUUUUUGUCACAGACUGUUGUCAUGUUGACAUGGGGGUUCACAACCUACACAACUGAUCUCAGAUGAAGAUAACAAGAUUAUUCCAGUUAGAGAGAACUGUGACUGGAGUGCAUGAUGCCAGAAUUCCAGCUCAGAGUCGGUCCAUCUCUUGUGUCCAUAUAACACAGGGAACACUACUGGUCUUUGCCUUCUUUGAAGACAUGAUAUGUUGUUUUGGAGUGAUCGCUGCCUCCCUCCUUCCCCGCCCCCGUUUUCCUGACAAUCAUAUCGGGUACUGCUCAGACUGUCUCCAAGAUACUCCAACAACAAGCGCAUCCUGUUUUUCAUUUUCUGCAAGUGAUUUAACUAGCAAGUGAACUCUGCAAGUUCCUACUUGUACGAAGUGGUCAAAUGGUAUUAUUGGAGCAAUCUGGUUUACUUUAAGAUAAAGAUAUCUGAAGCAACUGGAUGUUUUCUCACUGGCUACCACACACUGUUUUCUCUAUAAUAAUAAGAUAUUGAAUGGAUGCUAUACUAAAUGACUUGUUUUUUCAGGAACUAGACUAACUUGCUGUGAAGGAAUUCCUAUAGACUGAAGCUGCACUCCAACAGAGGCAGGGUGAAGAUGUUUUUGCUUUUACAGUUUGAGUGCCAGGCCUCAUAAAGACUGAAAGUGUACAAUGGCCCUCUCAAACAUAAAGAUACCAGAAUUCCUGUUCACUCUGCAUGAAGAUGCUUUUCCAAUAAACCACUUAACCCGAAAAAUAAACUUUAACUCCUCUUUCCACGGAUAAUUUAAUCAGUGAUUCCUUUCAGUGUAUUUGUCACUUUCGAACAUGCAUGUGUCCAGUGGGGCUGGUUGAUUAAAAUAUCACAGAUUAUCUGCUUUAAUUGGUAAUCACUGAGGUUACUGCUGUAUUACUCAGGAUGGGAAAUAAAAUAUGACUGAUUUCAGUUUUGUCGUCCAAAUUCUGCUAAAUGUGACUGCUCAGGAUUUGGCGGAUAGGCCCGACAGGAAACUCCUCUCUGACUGGAGGAGCAAAUAUCAGCCAAUCAGAUGCCACAAAGACAUUAUAUACCUUUCAUUAUGGAAACAGGUUUGUUUAUUUGUUUGAGAUAAACCUGAUUUUGUUUUUUAUUCUAAACUGCCUGUUGUAAUGUAUCAACAUAAGAUGAGAACUCUGGUUACUGGAUAAAUUACUACAUAUCCACAGAGAAUGAUUAUAGGCAAUAAACAGUUCAACUUUAACUGUUCUGCUUUGUCAAAUUUAGUGGAAGAAAACACCAGAGAUGCCAUACAAAAUCUGUUGCAAGAAACACUUUUUUCAUACCAAAUAUAACGAAGCACUAACUCUUGUUUUUCUGAUGAGUAACAUUUAUUCUCAAAUUCCAAACUGUUUUGGCAAAGAAAAAUAAACUGUACAGACUAUAAAUUAAAGAAAAUAUCUGUUAACCAUCAACUGGAAAAAGUGUUGAACAGAUAAACAGAAACAUACUAUAAUUCAGUCAGUUGGUACUAUAAAGUCACACUACCAUACAGAGGAGAUUCAGAUGUGAUACUUCAGUCAGGGACAGAUUUAAAGGUAACAGUGUCACACUUUAAACACAGAGCACUUGUGAACACAAACUAUGAAACAAACGUUAACGGAGCAGAAACAGUCAUAUUCAUUUAAUAUUUACAGCUGCUGACAGCAGAGUGUGUUUUUCUUUCUGUGUCAAGCUUUAGGAUCCUGACAAGGAGACUGACUGAGUUACAGGUGGCAAAUUACUUGGAUUUGAAAUUUUUACCCCAUAAAAAACAGGAAAAAAAACUCUUUGACUCAUCCACAUCACGCAUGGAAUCUAUUAACAGCAAACAGAGGGUUUCCACUUAACAAUAAAAGUACAAUAAUAAUAAUAAUAAUAACAAUAACAACAACAUUCAGCCAGGUGCUAUAUUUAAUUUAACAGAUGAGUCAUAGUGCUCAUUAAGCUCUACGAAGCCACACACACACACACACACACACAUCUUGCAGAAACCUUGUAAAAAAAAAGCCAUUCAUUAGCAUUAUGCUAGCACUGUAGAAAUGUUGGACACCUAUAUAGCGAGACAAACAGCUGAAAACUUUCUAAAAUAAAACAAUGUAUUUCAGUCAGUUUUCUCUUACUGUAAGGCGAAAUGUUUUCUCAGGGGAGCACAACAUUUCUUUGCACCGUGACGACUGCAUUCAUCUUUAAAUGCCAAAAGCAAAAAUGUGUGUCUGUGUAAAGCUCUUUCGCUUUUUCUGAGUGACACAAGGUUUCUGUGGGAAAUCCAGUAAUCUGAAAACCUUUGAAAAACUCCAGUAGCUCUGAUUUUUACACACACACACACACACACACACACACACACACACACUUCUUCUAGUAGAUAAAAAAAAAAUCUUAAUCUAUACAUUAAAAAUAUAUAUAAAAAAAAACUUUAACACAAAACAAAUAAGUGGAACGUUUCAGUGAGCAGGAGCCAGCCAAAUUUCCAAAAUUUCCUGAGGUAACAUUUUUACAAUUUUUAUCGGAUCUUUUUUUGUUCUGUUGGUUUGAUUCCUAUUAAACUACACUUAAGGAAUUGGUUAGACUUAUUCUUCCCACCCUGCUUAGUGAAAUGCCCCUUUAAGAAGACAAAUGAAAGAUUGUUAGAGACAGACAGAAUGUAAAGACUAUCAACACGGAAACAGAUGAAGUUUUCUUAUUAAUUUGCAUCCUGGAGGGCGGAUAAAAGAGCUAGUCUCUCUGGUGAGAAGAGUGGGGAUAAAGUGCUUUUACAGGGGACCAUUUUCAACCAGGAUCGCCAUCAUCUUCACCCUCAGCUGGACAAAGUUCUCAAGAUCAGUCAGUGGCCCUCUCCAGGUUAUCUGGACUCAGGGCUUGAUUCAUGCUGAAUUUGUUGACUUGAGCUCAUGUCAGCAUGCUGCAGCAGGAUGUAACAGUAGAAAGGGU